AGCACCAUGCCCAUCACACAGGACAAUGCCGUGCUGCACCUGCCCCUCCUGUGCCAGUGGCUGCAGAGGAGCCUGCGGGAGGGCGGGGCCGGGCCAGAGCAGCGCCUGUGCCAGGCUGCCAUCCAGAAGCUGCAGGAGUACAUCCAGCUCAACUUCGCGGUGGACGAGAGCGUGGUGCCGGCCGACCUCAGGCUCCCCGAGAUGGAGAUCUGCACGGUGUACCUCACCAAGGAGCUAGGGGACGCGGAGACAGUGGGCCUCAGCUUCGGCAACAUCCCCGUCUUCGGGGACUACGGUGAAAAGCGCCGAGGGGGCAAGAAGCGGAAAACCCACCAGGGCCCCGUGCUGGAUGUGGGCUGCAUCUGGGUGACAGAGCUGAGGAAGAACAGCCCCGCGGGCAAGAGCGGGAAGGUCCGGCUGCGGGACGAGAUCCUCUCCCUGAACGGGCAGCUGAUGGUCGGAGUGGAUGUCAGCGGGGCCAGUUACCUGGCUGAGCAGUGUUGGAAUGGCGGAUUCAUCUACCUGAUCAUGCUGCGUCGCUUCAAGCACAAAGUCCAUUCUCCUUACAAUGGCAACAGCAGCAACAGCUCUGAACCAGGAGAGAGCCCUACCUUGGAUCUCGGUGACCAAACUCCAAAAAAGGGCAAGAGAACGAGGAAGUUUGGGGUCAUUUCCAGGCCUUCCACCCCCAAGGCCACUGAUGCCCCAAAGGACAGCUCUGGCUGUGAGGUGGACAAUGACCCAAGCUCUGAGCUGGACAAUGGCCCAGGCCCCGAACUUGGAAAUGGCCACAUCUCUGAGUUAGAGAAUGGCACUGAUCCUCUCAAGGAGGUGGCUGGAUCCCAUCUAGAGAGGUCAGAAAUGGACAGAGGGACAGAAAACAGAAUUUCAAAGACGGAGGCCCCUCUACCCACAAAUCAUGACAAGCAUCGCCUCUCUAAGGCCGGCAAGACAGACUUCCAGUCGAGUGACUGCCUCGCACGGGAGGAAGUUGGCCGCAUAUGGAAGAUGGAGCUGCUCAAAGAGUCGGAUGGGCUGGGAAUUCAGGUUAGUGGAGGCCGAGGAUCAAAGCGCUCACCUCACGCUAUCGUUGUCACCCAAGUGAAGGAAGGAGGUCCCGCUCACAGGGAUGGCAGGCUGUCCUUAGGAGAUGAGCUCCUGGUCAUCAAUGGUCACCUACUGGUCGGGCUCUCCCAUGAGGAAGCUGUGGCCAUUCUCCGCUCAGCCACUGGAGUGGUUCAGUUGGUGGUGGCCAGCAAGGAGAACUCUGCAGAGGACCUCCUCAGGUUAACAUCCAAGAGUUUGCCUGACCUGACCAGCUCAGUGGAGGACGUGUCCUCUUGGACGGACAAUGACGACCAGGAGCCAGAUGGAGAGGAGGACGUAGGGGCCAGCUCAUCGCACAUCCAGGGAACAGUGCCUAGGACAGAUGAGUCCCAAGAUCCGUGCGGCACCGAGGAGCCCAAGGGGAACUUGGAAAGCCCCAAGCAGGGCAGCAGUAAAAUGAAGCUCAAGAGUCGGCUUUCAGGAGGAGUGCAUCGUCUCGAAUCUGUUGAAGAAUAUAAUGAGCUGAUGGUGAGAAAUGGAGACCCCAGGAUGAGGAUGUUAGAGGUCUCCCGCGAUGGCCGGAAGCACUCUCUGCCCCAGCUGCUGGAGUCCUCUGGAGCUGCCCAGGAAUACCACAUCAUGAAGAAGUCCACCCGCUCGCUGAGCACCACACAGGUGGAAUCCCCUUGGAGGUUCAUCCGCCCGUCCGUUAUCUCCAUCAUCGGGCUGUACAAAGAGAAAGGCAAGGGCCUGGGCUUCAGCAUUGCCGGAGGUCGAGACUGCAUUCGAGGGCAGAUGGGGAUUUUUGUCAAAACCAUUUUCCCAAAUGGCUCAGCGGCAGAGGAUGGAAGACUUAAAGAAGGGGAUGAAAUCCUAGAUGUAAAUGGAAUACCGAUAAAAGGCUUGACAUUUCAAGAAGCCAUACAUACCUUUAAGCAAAUCCGAAGUGGAUUGUUCGUAUUAACUGUCCGCACAAAGUUAUUGAGCCCAAGCCUCACGCCCUGCUCGACGCCCACACACAUGAGCCGAUCCAGCUCCCCAAACUUCAAUGCCAGUGGGGGAACCUUGGCAGCAGGCUCUGAAGAAAGUAGUUCUUCGUCCUUGGGCCGGAAGACGCCUGGGCCCAAGGACAGGAUUGUCAUGGAAGUAACCCUCAACAAAGAGCCAAGGGUUGGACUCGGCAUCGGUGCCUGCUGCCUGGCUCUAGAGAACAGUCCUCCAGGAAUCUACAUUCACAGCCUUGCCCCGGGAUCCGUAGCCAAGAUGGAGAGCAACCUGAGCCGCGGAGAUCAAAUCCUGGAAGUGAACUCAGUCAACGUUCGCCAUGCUGCUUUGAGCAAAGUCCACGCCAUCUUGAGCAAAUGCCCCCCGGGGCCCGUGCGCCUUGUCAUCGGCCGUCACCCGAAUCCAAAGGUUUCCGAGCAGGAAAUGGAUGAAGUGAUAGCACGCAGCACUUACCAGGAAAACAAAGAGGCCAAUUCCUCUCCUGGCUCAGGCACUCCAUUGAAGAGUCCUUCUCUCGCCAAAAAGGACUCCCUUCUCUCGGAAUCCGAACUCUCCCAGUACUUCACCCACGACGUCCCAGGGCCCUUGUCAGACUUCAUGGUGGCCUGCUCUGAGGAUGAGGAUCACCCCGGGGGUGGCUGUAGCACAUCGGAGGAUGGCAGCCUGCCCCCCAGCACCCCUACUCACAAGGAACCCGGAAAAGCCAGAGCCAACAGCCUGGUGUGUCUUGGAAGCCAGCGGGCCUUUGGGCUCGUCCAUAAGCAGGUGGCCAUUGCCAGACAAACGAGUCUCCCUGGAAGCCCACAGGGCCCCCGAAACCCUCUCUUCCGUCAGAGAAGGGUGGGCUGCUAUGAUGGCAAUGAUGCCAGUGACGAGGAAGACUUCGAUGGGGAAGGAGACUGUGUUUCCCUUCCAGGCACCCUCCUGGGUCCCAGCAGGCCUCAGGCGGAGGAUGGCUCUGGGAAGGUCAUCACAACCUUGUGCAAGGUCACGGAUAUCAACAGUCAGCAGGCGCCACCUCAGAAAACAGUGGUCAGCAAGACCGUCUCGGCUCCUUUCCUUGGCAGCUCUCUGGACGCGGAGGAGAAGGUUCCAAGGACUAUGGUGUCCUCUCUUUCCCAGACAGCCAACCUGCUGGACUCCACAGAGGCCUCCAUGGGCAGCCCUGGCUGCUCGGGGAAGAAGGAGUCGUCAGAACGGAGGAGUUCACUCAGAUUGGAAUGCAGAGCCAGCACAGGCACCCCGAGUCCAAAGAGCACAGCGUGCUCCAGUUCCUCCCCACAGAAUGAUCUCCUGGGGUCCAGGCACAAGCCGGUGGCCAGGAUCAGCCCACACUGCAAGAGGCCCACAGCAGAGGCCGGGCCCUGCAACCCGGGGACAGCAGACCUGAUGGACACAGCCCACGGAUCAUGUGGUCCAGACGUGACAAUCCAAGCUGCUUCUUUAAAAGUGACCAUCGGUGGUUUCCAGCCAGCUGGGACAGCGGAGACGGAAUCUCCGGGAAAGCCGACCAGCGAGGAUGGCUGCGUCCCUGCAGACAGUAAACCAGCCAGCACUCUGUCCCACCGUACAGAAAGCCAGUCCAAAGCUUUACCAGUGGGAGCACAGCCCCCUGUGAAGGGCCUGGGCAGCUCACAGGACCUCAUCCUGUCCCCCGGAAGAAAGGCAGCUUCCUCUGACUCCAGCAAGGCCCCCACAGACAUAGGCGAGGCCAGUCGGCCCAGGGACCACAGGAAGCCAGUGUCACCCCAGCCCCCUGAGUCUGAGGACCGGCCUCAGGUCAGACUCACCCGUGACCUCGGCCUAUCCCCAGGAUCUAGGAAGACGCCGGCUCCUCCUGACUUCAGCCAGACUCAAGCCACCUUCCCCGAGGACACCAAGAAGGCGGCCACCCUCAAGGGAGCGGGACCUGAGGCAGAGAGAUUAUCUCAAGCUAGUGCUGCCCUGUCACCAGACCAGGUCACCUCCCAAGACAGACAGAGCAACCACGGCAGGGCUUUGGAGACAACAGAAACCCGCAUUCCAGAACAUUCUGGGGCAUCUGUAUCCACGAGGCCACAGGCCCAAGCCUCCCUGGCAUCAUCCACAGACAAGACCAUGGUGGGGUGCGGCCGUGGCUCUGGGCACUGCUGCCCGGGAGCGAACAGGAACAGCCCUGUGACUGACAUCGACACACUCAUCACGGAGCUGGACGGUCCUGAAGGAGGACGCCUGUCCUGUCAGACAGGUGACAGUGCCAGUCAUGAUGGCAGGGCUCAAGGUGGCCCUCCUGCCAAGGCCGAAAAUGGAGGCAUCUCCCAAGACAAGGCCACCUUGGGGAAAGGGACCCCGUCCCCAAGGAGGGCCCGAGCCACUGGGCCACCCCCACACCCCCAGUGGGCCUCCCAGCCUUCACUCUUGGAUUCCAUCCACCCCGACAAACACUUCACUGUGAACAAGAACUUCCUGAACAACUACUCGAGAAAUCUGAGCAGUUUCCAUGAGGACAGCCUGUCCCUCUCGGGCCCGGGCGACAGCACAGAGCCGUCCCUCUCAUCCAUGUAUGGUGACGCGGAGGACUCGUCCUCAGACCCCGAGUCCCUCACAGAAGCCCCUCGAACUUCCACCAGGGACCGCUGGUCACCUCCUCCUCCCAGGGCAGCCCACCAGGGAGAUGCCACAGAGUCUGAGGAGGAGCAAGUUGAAAUCUGCUCCGCCCAUGGCUAUCCCCGUCCCCUGUCGGCCACUUCUCAGAAGGCACCCUGCCCUGCGUUGGCCAGAGUCCUGCCAUUAAAGCCCCGUGCACUGGUGGCAUCGGUGGGAGACGCCUGUGACACAGCGACCUUCGUGCCAGCAACAUCAUGCUUCUCAGUGCCAGACUCUGACCAGCCAUUCUCUCUAUUAACUCUGAGCCCUCAGGAGCCCGCAGCUCGUGGGGACACAGGCCUUUCUCGGUGUCCAGAAGGAACAGUAGAAGUGGCCGGCACUGGCACAGCUGGGGCAAGCAGCCAGCCUUCUGAAGUCACCAGUCGUCAGGAUGUCCCGGUCACUCCCUGUUUGUCUCAUGUCAUGAACGGUGUGGCCUGUGACCUGCUGGACGAUGUGACCCUGAACGAAGGACAGGAAACAAAUGUCAAUGCCAGUGAAGAGCCUGCCCCGCUCGGCAUGGGGGUCCCCGAGAACAGAGACCCUGUCCUGGCAAACCUGCACAUCUCUGAAGGCCAGGACCCUGGGGACCUGCCCCUCAGGCCCAAAGCCACCUCCAGGAGGCCCAUCAUGGCCUGGUUUAAGGAAAUCAAUAAAACAUCCCCAGGCACUCCUCCGCAGAGCAGGACUGAAAAAGAGCCCUGCACAGUGACGCCCAGGGGCCCUGAUCCUAAAAUGCACAAAAAAGGGGCGUCUGUGGCCAGCAGCCCCCCUCAGCCGAAGGUGAGCCAGGAAAAUAAAGAGGUGCCCAAGAAGAGUUCCAUAGAAACGCUCCUGAGUGCCAGCCCGAAGGCCAGGCCCAGCCCGAAGCUCAAGAAGCUGAGUAUUAAGAGGGCAAGCAGGGUCGGGGCAGAAGCUGGGGGGACGGAGCCCCACAAAGGCCCGACCUCACCCCAGGGGGGCCAGAAAAUGCUCCCCAGGGGCGCUGCGCAUCACAGCCACACAGGUGACCAGGACGAGCCCAGCAAGGCCGUGGCCACCCCAAAGUGCACGCUAGACAAUAGACCACCACUGGUGGCAUCUGGGACACUGAAGGCCUCGGCGUCAGACAUGAGCAUCAGGACAGUCUCGCCCAUCACCUCCCCCAAGUGUCCCAAGGAGCCCCCAGGUGUAGGAAGUCAUCACUCGGAACCAGAUGGCAGUUGGCCCGCUGUCCCCAGGUCCCCCAGGGGUGUCACAGAGAGAAUGAACGAGAGCUCCAGGCCAUCACACAGCAGUGUGUCCCCUGGCCACCUCUCCACUGCGGGGAACAGGCCUGACACCCCGCCUGUUUCAGAAACAGCCCAUCCCUGGGGGCCUGGCGAGAAAGGACACAGAGCCAUCACCAGGGAGGCCCUCGAAGGGACAAAGCAGCUGAAAAUCAUCGAGGGUCCUGAGACCACACCUAAGGGGGCUUCUGGUGACAAGCCAGCUGCAAAUUACAGGCGGGCGAUGGUUUCAGCCCACAGCAAUGGUCACGAGAGGGGUGAGGUCCGGCUUCGUCCCUUGUCAGUGGACUGGUCUCCUCAAGACCCCCAGUCACCAUCAGCUCGGGCCUCACAGGUGGCCCCAGAGCUGUCCCGUUCCCUCAGUGCCACCAAGCUGGCUCCCUGCCCCUCCCCACAGCUGCCCCCCAGGACAGAAGCCUCCAUGCGGAAAGCAAGCCCCACACUGGAGCCCCAGGGGCUGCCCAAGAAUGUCACCACUUCAGGGACCGCUGUGGAUGACCACCCCUACUUCACACCUCGCCCGGCCACCAGGACCUACUCCAUGCCGGCCCAGUUCUCCAGCCACUUUGGACGGGAGGGCCUGUCCCUCCACACCCCUGGUAACCCCCAUCCUGAUAACUGGGACCCUGAGACAGGCAGUGGUAGCUUCCUGGAGACCAAGCCGUCCAAAGGCAGUGGCCUCAGUCUGGCCAACGGGCAGGGCGUGUACAGCAUGAAGCCCCUUCUGGAGACGGGCACUGACGGCGGGGACACCCUGCCUCUCCUCAGCGACAAAAUCAGGGUUACCAGGCGCCAUUACUACUACGAGCAGAGCUGGCCCCACGAAUCUACCUCAUUCUUCUCUGUCAAGCAGAGGAUCAAGUCCUUUGAGAACCUGGCCCACCCUGAGCGGCCGGCCACCAAGGCUGGCCCCCUGUCGUCCCCAUUGGUCAGUGCCAAGCCCCCCAUCGGACGACGAUCGUCCGGGAGCAUCCCCUCCGGGGCUCUCGGCCACCACGGGGAGGCCGCCCGCUCGCUGCGGCGGAGCCUGAGCUCCUGCAGCGAGAACCAGAGCGAAGCCAGCGUCCUGGUGGCCCCGAUGACCAAGUCCCCCUCCAGCGCGGUGCUGACUGGCAGCCGGCAGCCCCCCCGGGAGGCCGGUGACCGGGGCCAAGAUUCCAACAUGCAGAAAGCCCCGGGGUCCUCCGGGGUGCUCGCCCCCACAAUGCCAGCCGCCUCGCCCGUCAAGAGGCACAAGUCGUCCGUGCGCCACAGCCAGGCGUCUCCACUGUCGCGCUCCAAGCUGCAGGAGCUGCGCGCGCUGAGCAUGCCCGACCUGGACAAGCUGUGCGCGGGGGACGGCGCCAGGGAGCCCGCCGCCCUGCUCUUCAAAACCCAGCUGGAGAUCGUGCCCCGCAGGCCGCCCUGCGCCCCCGCUGCGGGCCCUGCCCCAGGAGAGGACCCCCAGGAGGACGCUGCCCAGGCUGGCCAGGACCUGGCCUCCGGGGAGAGCUGGGCAGUUAAUUUGGCUCAACUUCUCAUCUCGGUGGGUGACCAGCAAAAGUUGCAGUCUGUCCUGUCAUCGGUGGGGUCAAAAUCUACCGUCCUCAGUCUUGUUCAGGAAGCGAAGGCACAAUCAGAGAAUAAAGAAGACAUUUACUUCAUAGUCUUGAAUAAACAAGAAGGUUCCAGUCUGGGUUUCAGCGUGGCCGGAGGUGCUGACGCAGAGCCCAGGUCGAUCGUGGUCCACAGGGUGUUUUCUCAGGGGGCAGCUUCUCAGGAAGGGACCGUGAACCGAGGGGAUAUUCUCCUGGCAGUCAAUGGCACUUCGCUGACCAGCCUCGCCCACAGGGACGUCCUGAAGCUUCUCCACCAGGCACAGCUGCACAGAGAGGCCCUCAUUGUCAUCAAGAAGCCCAGAGCCGCCCCGCGACUGGAGUCUCCCACGGCCAAUGGCAAGGGCAUGCUGUCCAGAAGGAGCCUCACCUUGGAGCCUGGAACUGGGAGAAGCAUGGCUGCCCAGGACGCCCUGUGUGUAGAAGUGCUGAAGACCUCUGCCGGGCUGGGAUUGAGUCUGGAUGGCGGGAAGUCUUCCAUGUCUGGAGAUGGGCCUCUGUUCAUUAAAAGGGUGUACAAAGGAGGUGCAGCUGAACAAGCUGGGACGAUAGAAGCUGGUGACGAAAUUCUUGCCAUUAAUGGCAAACCCCUGGUGGGGCUCAUGCACUUCGACGCCUGGAAUAUCAUGAAGUCUGUCCCGGAGGGUCCUGUGCAGUUAGUAAUCAGAAAGCACAGAAACUCUUCCUGA
Molecule: messenger RNA, 8229 nt
Organism: Elephantulus edwardii (Cape elephant shrew)
Lineage: Eukaryota; Metazoa; Chordata; Mammalia; Macroscelidea; Macroscelididae
Gene: PDZD2
Product: PDZ domain containing 2
Exons: 24
Coding region: 7-8229 (2740 amino acids)
Molecular function (GO): protein binding
Source: RefSeq, a predicted model, not a curated record